GGACCCCCGGGACCCCCGGCCAUGUUCCGGCGGGACGAGCGGAGCCGCGCCACGGUGGCGCGGGGGUCAGCGCUGGACAUGGAACUGCGGCGGGGCUGCUGCCGCCCCCCGGCCCCGGCCGCGCAGGAGCCGGAGCUGCAGCGGGCCCUGGAGCGGGCGCUGCGGGUGCGGGAGGGGGCGCGGCGGCUCCUCCCCGCCUGCAGCCGGCCCGAGCAGGCGCUGGAGACCACCAAGACCCUGGUGCUGUGCGAUGCCAGGGUGGUCGCGGCCGGGGGGGAGCUGCAGCGGCGCCAGGAGGCCCGGCUGAGGGGGGCCCGGCGCCCCUCGGACGGCGGGCCCGGGGCUGAGCGGGUGCCGUGCCGCGGCACCGUCUGCAUCUCAGAUUUGCGCAUCCCGCUGAUGUGGAAGGACACCGAGUACUUCAGGAACAAGGGGGAGCUGCACCGCUGUGCCGUGUUCCUGCUGCUGCAGGUGGGGGCCGAGAUCCACGACACCCCCACGGUGCUGGUGGACAGGACCCUCACCGACAUCUGCUUCGAGGGCGCCGUGCUCUUCUCGGAGGCGGGCCCCGAUUUCGAGCUGAAGGUGGAGCUGUACAGCGCGGGGCUGCCGGGCGGGGGGGCGCAGGGCAGCACCCCCAAAAAGCUGGCGACGCGUCUGAGCACCUCCCUGGGCCGCUCCUCGGGGCGCCGGGCGCGGGCGGCCAUGGAGGGGGGCCCCGGCAGCCCCCCGGGCACCGGUGGCACCGGGGCACUGCUGCUGCCCCCGCCCGGCGUGCCGUGUCCCCGGUUCCAGCUGCUGGCGCACGCCGCGCUGUCCCUGGCGCAGGUGCACGAUGGCUUCCGCACCCACGACCUCGUCAUCGCCGCCGACGAGCAGAGCCCCUGCUGGGUGCCCCUCUACGGCCGCAUGUGCUGCCGCCUGGCGGCCAGGCCGAGCUGCAUGGACACCCCCGCGGCGACGGGGACACUGCGGCUGCAGGCUCCGGGGGCCGAGGGGCCAAGCGGGGCCCCCCUGUUCUGCGUCCUGCGGGGCCCUGGGCUGCUCUGCUACGGCAGCGCUGGCGAGGCCGAGGCAGGGCAGGAGCCCACGCUCACCAUCGCUGUCACCAAGGACACGCGGGUGCGCGCGGUGGAGGCCGGGGGCCGCGGGCAGCCCCCCGGGGUGGCCGUCACCAACCGGCUGGGCGGGGAGGAGGUGACACACGCGCUGGUGGCCGAGAGCGCGGCCGAGGCCCAGCGCUGGCUCCAAGCCUUCGGGCAGCACCUCUACGACUUGGCCCAGUGGAAGCAGUGCUGUGAGGAGCUGAUGCGGAUCGAGGAGCCCCCCCCGCGCCGCCCCCCGGCCCCGCUGCCCCCCCAGGGCUCUCUCUACCACCAGACGGCCCCGUCGGGCCCCCCCGGGCCCCCCCCGGGCGAGGGGCUCCUGCUGCAGGAGAAUGUCUCAGCCGAGAUCCGGGCGCUGCUCAGCUCCUACUACAGCGACAGGUGA
This is a messenger RNA of Vidua macroura (Pin-tailed whydah), 1491 nucleotides long. It is a transcript of the gene RTKN, whose product is annotated as rhotekin. Lineage: Eukaryota; Metazoa; Chordata; Aves; Passeriformes; Viduidae. Gene Ontology annotation, biological process: actomyosin contractile ring assembly; septin ring organization; mitotic cytokinesis. Gene Ontology annotation, cellular component: actomyosin contractile ring. The record is from RefSeq and is a predicted model, not a curated record.